Phragmites australis (common reed) is the source of this 3103-nucleotide messenger RNA. Its product is annotated as exonuclease 1-like. The record is from RefSeq and is a predicted model, not a curated record. NCBI's taxonomy places the organism in Eukaryota, Viridiplantae, Streptophyta, Magnoliopsida, Poales, Poaceae. The transcript has 14 exons. Bases 143 to 2665 code for a protein of 840 amino acids. Gene Ontology annotation, molecular function: metal ion binding; 5'-3' DNA exonuclease activity; DNA binding.
UCCAUCCCUGAUUCCCUCCUUCCGGCCUCGGACCGUUUCGCUUCCCGCCCUCUCUUCUCCCUUCUCCCCUUCCGAGAAAACCCACUAAAAAAGCUUUCACAUUUCACCAUCCUCAUCAGCGGAGAGGGAGGCAGCGGCGGCAAUGGGGAUCCAGGGUUUGCUGCCGCAGCUGAAGUCGAUUAUGGCGCCCAUCGGGCUGGAGGAGCUGCGGGGUCAGACGGUGGCCGUCGACACCUACUCCUGGCUCCACAAGGGCGCCCUCUCCUGCGGCGACCGCCUCUGCAAGGGCAUCCCCACCUCCAGGCAUAUCGAAUACUGCAUGCAUAGGGUUAACAUGUUGCGGCAUUAUGCCGUGAAACCAAUUCUUAUAUUUGAUGGAGGUCUUCUGCCAAUAAAGAGCGAUCAAGAGACAAAACGUGCAAGGUCAAGAAAGGAAAAUCUUGAGCGUGCCAGGGAACACGAAGCAGCUGGGAAUUCACGUGCUGCUUUUAAGUGCUAUCAGAAAGCUGUUGACAUUACACCUAGAAUUGCUUCUGAACUGAUCCAGGUACUGAAGAAAGAAAAGGUUGAUUAUAUUGUUGCACCUUAUGAAGCAGAUGCACAAAUGACAUUCUUGUCUGUUAACAAACUUGUCGAUGCUGUAAUCACCGAGGAUUCAGAUUUGAUACCAUUUGGCUGUUCUAGAAUUAUUUUCAAAAUGGACAAAUUUGGACAUGGUGUUGAAUUCCAUAUUACACGAUUAGAGAUAAAUAGAGAGCUUGACUUUAAUGGAUUCACGAGACAAAUGCUACUCGAGAUGUGUAUUUUAAGUGGCUGUGACUAUCUCCCCUCAUUGCCGGGAAUGGGUGUGAAACGAGCUCAUGCACUCAUCCAAAAGCUUAAGUCUCAUGAGAAGAUAAUCAAGCACCUGAGGUAUAGUGCUGUUUCUGUUUCACCUCAAUAUGAAGAGAACUUCAAAAAGGCAAUCCGGGCCUUUAAGUUCCAAAGGGUAUAUGAUCCUGCUACAGAAAAUAUUGCCCAUUUGUCAAGCGUUCCUCAUGACCUCAGUGAAGACUUGGACUUUUUGGGCCCAUGGUUACCACAGAAUGUUGCCAAAGGCAUUGCACUAGGGAACAUUGAUCCACUUACAAAGGAACCAUUUGAGCCUGAACCAGAGUGCAGUGCACCUGCUGUUGAUAAAGUUUAUCCAACGAGAGAGUCUAUUGUUCCUUCAAAUGGGAGAAAGAGGCUAGAUUUGCCUGUGCAGAAAAAUAUAUUGACAAACUACUUCUGUUUAGCAUCGCUUGAGGCAAAGCGGAAAUUCAGGGCACCUAAAAUUACACCUAAGCAACAAAUACUGAAUGAGUCUUCUUUGCCCAGUCCUCAAACUGAAUACUUUGGUGCCCCUGAUUCAAUCGAAGAUACUAGCUUGCCAACAAAUCAUAUUCAAGUUUCUCAAUGUAGUUCUGAGCUUUUGGCCUCCGAACCUACUCAAGAUGAUCCAGUCAGUGCUGCCUCUCAAUGUAGUUCUGAGCAUUUCAGCUGUGAGUUCCCCCGUGAUGAUUCAGCCAAUAUUUCACCCCAAUGUAGUUCACUUGAUGGUGGUAGUUAUCCUCCUUCCGAGGACACAGGUAUUCAAGAAAGAAAGGUUGAGGCCGACUACUGCACUGGAAGUACAAUACCAACUGGUUCUUGCUCAGUGGGAAAGUUGCCUGGCAUAUCAGAGCCUUCUUUACUUCCACACAACAGGGAACCAUAUAUACCAGUUCAACAUUAUACCGAAAGCAAUGUGGCAUCUACUGAUAAAGACAUCACUGUAAGGAAUUCAUACUUCAAAACAGUAAAUAAGGGGGCUCACACAAAUCAAGAAGACAAGUUAGACGAUAAAGAGGAUUCUGAAACUGGUAAUCACACUCUUUCUGGAGAUCAACUGUGGAACUCUGGCAUGUUGAAGAGAAGAAAACUUUCUGGUCUCCAAAGUUUUGAGGAUCAGGAAAUGUUGCAGCCGAUUAGUUCUGACGAGAGUCCACCAGUUGUUGAUGAAGGUUGUGGUACUGAUCGCCUUGAUGAUACGAACAUAAAAACUGAAGGCAGAUUUGGAUGCAAUGUUUCCCAUGUCAAUAGGUACAGUGGCAUAGCAGAAAAAUCAAUGGAUAAGUUCGCUGCAUUGAUAUCAUCUUUCAGAUACCCAGGCUCCCGAGCCAGUGGCCUUCGCGCUCCUUUAAAGGAUGUGAAGAACACACUUUCUGUGAGCUCUGUUCUCAGACCUCCAGAACGAAGUAAAUUCAGAUGUUCAGCUAAGAAAACAGAUCUAGGGCCUCAUUCAAAAAGCAGACAUACAAGUGAUGAUAAGAAAAAUGCCGGCGGCCCUCCUGAUAUCAGCACAUUUGCAUACAGGCCUGUGAAUUUUUUUCCUUCUGAUCAAGGCAAAAUCACAACUACAGAUGAUGUUGAUGGCCUCCCUGAUCUGGGCACGUUUGCAUACACACCCAUGGCAUCUACUGUCUGCCGUCCUGAUCGGAGCAAAUUCACAGGUACAACUAUGAGAAUUGUGGACAGCCCUCCUGAUCUAAGCACAUUCGCGUAUAAUCCAACAAGAACUGUGGUCAGGCGUGCCGAAGGGAGCAGGUUUGCAGGAACAACACUAAAGGCAGCUGGAGGGACUUCUCGGAACCAAUUCAAAUGAAACCACUGCUGCACAUGUUGCCUCCUGAUCUGACCUGAAUAAACCAUGCUGCGGUGAAACACUGACCGAAGCAUUUUCAAUUUUGAACGGAUGGAAGCCAUUCGGAGAUUGGAAGGCUGUUAGUAGCUGCGGAGGCCCCUUAUUUCAGAGCCCAUAUGAAGCUGUUCAUCCAUGCUGUGAAAGCACGUCACUAGCAGCAGCUCUUCAUUUCAGAGCUCAUUUUGUGUGCUGCGUGUGUGAAAACCAAGUGUACAUGCCCAUUUGUCUGACUUGCCGCCUGGAUGGCUUAGUAGCAGUCCCAUUUGUGCGUCUGAAAAAAGCAUCAUCAUCUGUGACUGUAUUUAAACUGCAGCCAGGAUACCGUUGUACACCUGUAUCUGUAUUUUCAAUUCUUAUGGGCAUGAUUCAGACACUAUCUUUGUUAAGUUCAAAAAAGAA